Molecule: messenger RNA, 1967 nt
Organism: Mesoplodon densirostris (Blainville's beaked whale)
Lineage: Eukaryota; Metazoa; Chordata; Mammalia; Artiodactyla; Ziphiidae
Gene: TSEN54
Product: tRNA splicing endonuclease subunit 54
Exons: 11
Coding region: 15-1613 (532 amino acids)
Biological process (GO): tRNA-type intron splice site recognition and cleavage
Cellular component (GO): tRNA-intron endonuclease complex
Source: RefSeq, a predicted model, not a curated record
CAGACCUCAACCCCAUGGAUCCCGAACCCGGGUCAGCCUCGGUGGAGGUGCCUGCCGGGCGCGUGCUCAGUGCCCCGGAGCUCUUCGCUGCCCGUUCCAGGUCCCAGAAGCUGCCCCAGCGCUCGCAUGGCCCCAAGGACUUCCUCCCCGACGGCUCAGCGGCCCAGGCUGAGCGACUGCGAGUGUGCCGCGAGGAGCUCUGGCAGCUGCUGGCGGAGGAGCGCGUGGAGCGCCUGGGCAGUUUGGUGGCCGCCGAGUGGAGACCGGAAGAAGGCUUCGUGGAGUUGAAGUCUCCUGCGGGUAAAUUCUGGCAGACCAUGGGCUUCUCAGAGCAGGGCCGGCAGCGGCUUCACCCGGAAGAGGCCUUGUAUCUGCUGGAGUGUGGCUCUAUCCAGCUCUUCCACCAAGACCUUCCACUGUCUAUCCAAGAGGCCUACCAGCUGCUGCUGACUGAGGACACCAUGACUUUCCUGCAGUACCAGGUCUUCAGUCACCUGAAGAGACUGGGCUAUGUGCUUCGACGAUUCCAAGCAAGCUCCGUCCUGUCCCCUUACGAGAGGCAGCUGAACUUGGAUGGCAGUGUCCAGCGCUUGGAGGAUCGGAAUGGCAAGAGGAAGAGGAGGAGCUCCAGCUCUCAGUCCAUUAAUAAGAAGCCCAAGGCCCUGGAGAACCCCCUGCAGGGGGUGGAUGGGACACCCGAGAGCCUGGCAACCUCCAGCCCACCUCCCCGAUACCAGAACAGCCGAUGCCCAGAGGAGAAAUCCCAGGAGUCAAGCCCCGUAAAAGGCCCCAUGGGCCCCUUUCAGCUUCUGGGGUCCCUGGAGCCCUGCCCUGGGCUGGCCACGGAGGGGGUGCGGUGCAGCCAGGAGAGUGGCAAAAUGGAGAACGGGGUCACGGGGGCUUGCAAGCCACGCUGGAACUUUGAGCAGAUCUCCUUCCCCAACAUGGCUUCAGAUAGUCGCCAUACUCUCCUGCUUGCCCCCGCCCCAGAGCUGCUCCCGGCCAACGUGGCAGGGCGGGAGACAGACGCUGAGUCCUGGUGCCAGAAGCUAAACCAGCGGAAGGAGAAGCUCUCCAGGCGGGAACGGGAGCAACAGGCAGAGGAGGCCCAGCGCUUCCGGGAGGAUGUAAACUUGGAUCCCGAGGUGCAGCGCUGCUCCAGCUGGCAGGAGUACAAGCAGCUGCUGCAGAGGCGGCACCUGCAGAAGACCCGGAGCCGCCCCCCACACCUGUGGGACCAGCCUGUCACGCCCUUGCUGAGUCCCGGUCAGGCAGACUCCCCAGCCACAGUCCUUCAGCAUAUCUCUGUGCUGCAGACGACACACCUUGCUGAUGGAGGUGCGCGGCUGGUGGAGAAGUCUGGGGGCUUGGAGAUCAGCUUUGAUGUUUACCAGGCUGACGCCGUGGCCACCUUCCGAAAGAAUAACCCUGGCAAGCCCUAUGUCCGGAUGUGCAUUAGUGGAUUUGAUGAGCCAGUCCCAGACCUCUGCACCCUCAAGCGGUUGUCCUACCAGAGCGGGGAUGUUCCUCUGAUCUUUGCCCUGGUGGAUCACGGAGACAUCUCCUUCUACAGCUUCAGGGACUUCACGCUACCCAGGGAUCUGGAGCACUGACCACGCAGCUCUGGCAGGGCCUGGGGUCUGCUCUGAGGGACCCGGACUGUCUGCUCUCAGGGACCAUCUCAGUUGCCUCCUACACCCGGACUCUGACCUGUAGCUUCAGAGGCUAGUCUGGGCUUUGGCCCUGGGUGUCUGAUGCUUGCAGGAGAGGGGAGCUUUGCCCUCGCUACCUGGCUGCUGCAGCGCUUCCAUGCCCCAGGCCUGAGAUUGCUGCCUUGCAGUAAAUCCCCUUGGAACUCAGGACUAGAUUUCAGAGACCAGCGAGGCGGGGCAGAAGAGAGGACUCCGUGCCUUUAAAUGAGAGGGUGCCUGCUUCUUGCGAUAAAGCCAAAGCCAUUAAAAAAUAGA